GAGCAGCCUGGAUCUGUUGUGUGGAGCAGUAGGCCGUCCAAAUCCUGUGUGAGUCCAAUGUCCUUGUUGUCUAACAAGACAUGGUCCGCAGAGAUUAGCUUAAAAGCUGUCCAAUAUUUGUCCAAUGUUCAGUGUGUUCGUCAACCUUUUAUGCUGGUGGCUUUUGGCGUCAUGCUGAGACACGUCCUGUACUGCAAGGCGGGCAAGCCUGCUGACCCUGAAGGCAUCACCUUUGACCCUCUCGGCCUCACCAACCCAACCUCAGUUAGGAGACAGUCAGGGGGACAGGAAGAAGCCUCACUUGUCUCUCUGCUUGCAAAAAAAAAAAAAAAAAUCCCAAAAAGAGAAACGUCUAUAAUCUUUCUUCUUAAAUAACAUUUAAUUACGAGCUGUCACCUUUACGUCUCAUAAGACUUUUAUUGUUCAGAGAAGAUAGCUUUUACUGUGAAGACUCACACCGGAUGUAGAAUCAAGCUACAGCUGACUUGCGUACAUGUUGCGGAAUUCGCUCCUGUAUGACGAGGGCGCUCGAGAGCAGGUGACUCAGGAACGAGGCGGAAUGGAGAGGGUCCGCAGGGUUCUAGUGUCGGUCUGUCGGGACAGAGCAGCGCCACAGAGUGUUCACUUUCUUCAGAGCGUCACAGGUCACUUUGGCACCACUGACCAGGUGAACGUGAGCUGCUCGCUGGACCGGAACCGCUUGAUAGUCCUCAAAGACGACACGGACAGAGGCAUUCCCCUGAAGUGUUUGUUUGAUCACCAGAGGGCCCCCUUUUGUCCAAUCAAGCACCUGUCCGUCAAAGAGGCAGCGUCUAUCUCGUUGGACAUUCAGCAACGUGGAGUAGAUGUGGGUGUAGCCAUCAUCCUGCAGACAGCAGAUAAGAGAGUGUUGCUGACACGACGAGCAAAGCAACUGCGGAUAUUUCCCAACGUUUGGGUUCCACCAGGCGGCCAUCUUGAACCCGACGAGACGCUCCUGGAGGCGGGCCUCAGGGAGCUGAAAGAGGAAACAGGAUUGGCUCUGGAAGCAGAACAAUUCCCAAGUCCAAAGGUUCUCGGUGUGUGGGAGUCAGUGUACCCCCCGAUGCUGAGCAGAGGACCCCCUCAGAGACACCACCUUGUCGUCUACCUGCUGCUGCGCUCGCCAUGCACACACCUGCAGCUCCAGGACUGUCUGCGCCCCUCCCCCACCGAAGUCAGCGCUUGUCUUUGGGCCGACUCCCGUCUGGUCAGUGCCAUGGUGUCGGCCGUGGACGGACAGGAUGGCGAGAUCGAUGUGAAACGUCUUCCCGCCGUUGUCAGGGUGUCGGAGGUGUGCCCUGCGGGAGGACUCCGUGACACCACGCUGUCGCCGGGUGUCUUUGUCAACCGGGCACCGUACAGCGGUCCAGACGUGGAGCGGGUCAGCACCGGGACAAAGUUCGCUCUGGGUCUGUGGCUGAAGACCACUGCAGAGAUGACCUCUGAACCUCACACCUGUCAGCCAAACAAAUGAU
Dunckerocampus dactyliophorus (ringed pipefish) is the source of this 1496-nucleotide messenger RNA. RefSeq names its product nudix (nucleoside diphosphate linked moiety X)-type motif 17 (gene nudt17). Gene Ontology annotation, molecular function: NADH pyrophosphatase activity. The coding region runs from base 494 to 1495 and encodes 333 amino acids. Gene Ontology annotation, cellular component: cytosol. The transcript is spliced from 9 exons. The record is from RefSeq and is a predicted model, not a curated record. Gene Ontology annotation, biological process: NAD+ catabolic process; NADP+ catabolic process. Lineage: Eukaryota; Metazoa; Chordata; Actinopteri; Syngnathiformes; Syngnathidae.